Molecule: messenger RNA, 927 nt
Organism: Cucumis sativus (cucumber)
Lineage: Eukaryota; Viridiplantae; Streptophyta; Magnoliopsida; Cucurbitales; Cucurbitaceae
Product: heavy metal-associated isoprenylated plant protein 39-like
Exons: 3
Coding region: 192-548 (118 amino acids)
Source: RefSeq, a predicted model, not a curated record
CUUUUCCAUUCUCUAUAAAUUAAACACUCUCCCCUACCUCUCUUUCCAUCUUCCAACUUCCCUUCUGAUCUCAAUAAUUAACAUAAACUCCAAAUCUCUUCAUUAAAUUUCAUCUCUUUUUCUUGUACUUGUUUUUUACGGCUCCUAUAUUCUAAUUCUUUCAAAACCCACAACUGAUUUCCAAGUUAAAAAUGAUGAAGGUCGAAUUAAACGUUGAAAUGAGGGAUUUAAAGACAAAGAAAAAGGUGUUGGGUGCUAUUUCUGGCCUUUUAGGUGUUGUAGCAAUGGCAGCAGAAGAAAACAAAAUCACAGUGAUUGGAACUGCAGAUCCAAUUAAGAUUUGUAAAAAAGUAAGAAAGGUUUGGCCAUGUGCUAAUAUUAUUAGUGUUGGACAAGAGAAAGAAGCUGCAAAGAAAGAAGUCGCAAAGAAAGAAGAAUCUCAACCCACAAUUGAGCAAAUUGAUUGGGCUAAGGCUUACACAACCUUCUAUUCUUACCCCACAACUCAUUACUAUUAUCCAUAUCAAGAGCCGCCAUAUUAUGUAUAACCCAAAAGGUUGUGUUAUCUCUUAAAUCAGUUACUAUAGAGGUUGGGACAUAUACUGAUAAUUUGAAUAAUAUGGCGAGAGAGUAUCCGUACUUUGAAGUUCUAUAGGAUAAGUAGUGGUUAUUAGAAGACACACAUACAUCUGAAUCCAACAUGAUCUAGUGGUGUAAAUCUGUUAUAUUCACAUUGUGGUGUCCUCUCCAAAGAUUUUUCUAAAUUAAUUAUCACAAUAUAUAUACAUUAGCUAGAGAGGUGAAGGCUAUAAUUCUUUUUUUUUUUUUUUUUUAAGUACGGCCAAUGUGGAAGCUAAGUAUAUAUUAAGCUUUUUUUAUUUAUGUUUUAGUUAAUGAAUAUUAAUAGAGGAUAUAUGGAUUAUUAUA